Ostreococcus lucimarinus CCE9901 is the source of this 585-nucleotide messenger RNA. RefSeq lists its product with no specific name. The coding region runs from base 1 to 585 and encodes 194 amino acids. NCBI's taxonomy places the organism in Eukaryota, Viridiplantae, Chlorophyta, Mamiellophyceae, Mamiellales, Bathycoccaceae. The record is from RefSeq and is a predicted model, not a curated record. The transcript has a single exon.
AUGAAACACAUGGUGAAAGCGUGCGAGGAGGAGUGCGGGGAGGGGGCGCCGGUGAAGACGCGACGGGCGACGCGGUUCGCGCUGCCGGCGACGAACGAACGCACGGGGGAGACGUACUCGUUGAGAUAUUUGUUCUCCGCGAUGGAGGCGCAGCGCGCGGCGGGGGGGGAGACGGAGGAUGAGAGCUUAGCGGCGCAGAUGCGAAUGUUGCGGUUGAGGGUGCCGCGGUAUUUUCAUCCCAACGGCGUCGCCGCGCGAGCGACGAAUGCGAGGGCGAAUGAGCAAACCGACGACGCGUCGACGACGGCGGAUUUCGUGCGCGUGUGGCCUUGGGAAGCGGCGACGGAAGAAGAUCUGGCGAACCCAUCGCCGUCGUACGGGAUCGGUACGAUGGCCAGUGCGGAAAGCUGGGAGAUGGUGCACUUGGCGCUGUUGAAGACGACGUUCGUGCCUUUGAUGAUGGAACGCGUGAAGACGAUGAGUCGACGCUCGAGACGCGUGUACGAACGCACGUUUGAUCUCGAGCGCACGUUCGUUUCCGUGGACGAUAUCGACGACGUUCAUGAAGGUGAUUUCUCGGCGUGA